This is a messenger RNA of Cotesia congregata, 1845 nucleotides long. NCBI's taxonomy places the organism in Eukaryota, Metazoa, Arthropoda, Insecta, Hymenoptera, Braconidae. The record is from the annotation of a GenBank genome assembly.
AUGGUGACAUCAAUAAGCAUUUCUGUGGAAGCUCCAUGUGAAAACCAAAUUCAAGAAAUCACUUACGAUGGACAAGAAAUUUAUCAAACACCACUUACACUCUCGGAGAAUUUAGCAAAAACUGCACAAAAAAUAGAUUUCAACAAAACAAAUACCUCAACUUCGGAUACCGAUGACAUAAAUGAUGAUCAAGCUGGGGAAGAUGGUGAAAACUAUAAUAAACAAGAUUCCAAAGAUUCGUCUCAAAAAGAGAAGACAAUGGCUCAUGUUUACGCAAGUAAAAAAGCAUUGGAGGGUGCAACCAGUGUCUUGUUCAGUGCUGUUGAACGGCUAAAAAACAGCCGGAAUGACGUAGCCGCGAAUAGAUCAACUUCUGAGUUCCACGUUGAGUUACUGCGACUCCGUCAGAAUUGGCGUUUGAAAAAAGUAUCCAACUCAAUAAUUGGUGAUUUAAGUUACCGAACAGCUGGCUCUAAAUAUGCUCAAGCGGGAAUAUUUGAGGUAACUAAAGCAGACGACGAUGAAAAUGCAACAAGCCUUCCGAAAUCAAGCUCUCCAUCUGCUAGCCAAUCAGGAACAUUAUUAUCACCACCAAAGACCUCAUCACUCCGGGUGUCUAUUCCAAGUGAAUUGCAAGGCGUUGCUUACAUAAAAGUUUUGUGCCAAAAAGACCAAGAAGAUUUGUGCAAUUUCAAUUUAAAUUUAUCGCCUUCGAAUACAGCAAAACCUGACAGCGACAUGGACUGGCAACAAAAGCUAGAAGCUGCGCAAAAUGUAUUAUUUUGCAAGGAAUUGUUCAACCAAUUAGCGCGCGAAGCGAUACAGUCACAUGCAUCAAUUCCACAUUUGGUAGUCGGUAACCAAAUAACAGCAUCUAUUUUUCCAAAUAUUCAUUUAGUAAUUGCACUGUGUCAUGGUCACAGCGCUACUGAUAAUAAAAAAUCAGCAUCUACGUCAACCUCAACCUCCGCACCUUCAACUUCAACAAACACCGCUGAACAUGACCACGUCCUUGAGCACUCGCUUCAUCAAUUGCUAAGAGAAGUUCACUAUAAAAAUAGCCAUCACUCCUUUCCCCAUCCGUCGUCGGGUCAAUUUUGGCCGAGCAAACGCCGCUGUAUUGCUGGGCCAACCGCUGCUGAUCGCUACGAACUUGUGGAAAUGACCAAGAGUCAAACGAUCCUAGAGCAAAUAAUCAAACAAACUCAACAUUACAUAAUGAGAAGACGCGCUGCCUUUGUAUUGGAUUCGAUCGCCAAAGAUGUAAAAGAUCCGAUAAUUGUUUCGCACUGGAAUGCACUGAGUACACCGACACUCGCCUGUGUUAAAAUAAAUAUAUGGACUGAGGGUUAUGAUACUGUUUGUCGUACUUCCCUGGCCAUUUAUGUUUACGAAAAAACAUUCAAAUGUGUCUGCAGAGACGGCAGAGUGAUGCACAUGAGCUAUGAGCCACAAGAACUUCGUAAUCUGCUGCUUUGUCAAAUAACUCAGCAUCAAAUAUUGGCGGCACAAAAUUUAGCCAAAUGUAUGGGUUGGCAAUUUUUAGCAAACAGCUCGCAUCUCGGUUUAGGUCCUGUUGAACCACUGGGCAAUGCCAAAAGCUGUCUUCUAGCUUCUCCAAAUGGCGACCGUAUGAUCGCAGUUCGUUGUAAUGCUCAGAAUGGUGUCCAAGUCUCGACUUCGCAUUCCCCGAGAACGGAUUUCUAUCCGGGGCAAGUUGUACGUGAACGUAAAUGGGAACACCAGUGCGGGCCAUUCAAAGAAGUCCAAUGGGAUAAAAUGGAGGGGAAAUCUUUUUUGAAUAAAAUGGAAUUACUGAUGGCAUCACUUACUUGCUCACAAUAG